AGGAUUUGGAGUAAUUUAAUGGGUGGGACUAGGGUGGCGGCUGUCUGUGCGAAAUAGGUGGGAAUGGGGUAGCGGAUUCAGAGCUCCAAGAAGGCAACAAGGUAGACAGGUGUGGGACAGGCGCAUGAAGGAAACAUUUUUUAAGGCUACCAAGUCUUGUGGACCUCGAGGACUUCUCAAAUAGGAAUGACGGAGGUGGGAGAAUAGAGGCAGUACGAGGAUAUUGGAGGGGACUACAUGGCAUUGGGUUAUCCAAAAAACAAAGAAGGGGGCGGGUCAUGGUUAUCAGACCCGCCGAGAGCUCUAAAGACACUCCAGGUCAGGGAAGGACAGGAGAAGAUCUUCGGGAUACUGAGGAUGCAACCGAAUUUCCAGUACUAUGUUUUCUUUACUGUUGUUUGCUUUGGUAAUACUAUUUUUGUUGUCGUCGUUUAUUUUUAUUUCUGUCAUACUCUUGCAUUAGGUUGGGGUGAUGAGGGGUCUAUUCUAAUCACGUUAGACUCAUUUAGACCCAUUAUAGGAUCGGCGAGCCAUAUUGCUUUUUCCAGGGUGGUUGGCUCUAAGUCUGGUUCGAGAGUUGGUGGUUGGAAGUGGUCCUUUUAUCUUCUUGUUCCCUUGCUGAAAGCUUUGAUAUUAAUUUAAGCCAC
Messenger RNA from Cuscuta europaea, 647 nucleotides. The record is from the annotation of a GenBank genome assembly. NCBI's taxonomy places the organism in Eukaryota, Viridiplantae, Streptophyta, Magnoliopsida, Solanales, Convolvulaceae.